Messenger RNA from Patella vulgata (common limpet), 7480 nucleotides. RefSeq names its product poly(U)-binding-splicing factor PUF60. The record is from RefSeq and is a predicted model, not a curated record. Bases 2652 to 4253 code for a protein of 533 amino acids. Gene Ontology annotation, molecular function: RNA binding. Gene Ontology annotation, cellular component: precatalytic spliceosome; catalytic step 2 spliceosome. NCBI's taxonomy places the organism in Eukaryota, Metazoa, Mollusca, Gastropoda, Patellidae. The transcript has 11 exons. Gene Ontology annotation, biological process: mRNA splice site recognition; regulation of alternative mRNA splicing, via spliceosome; alternative mRNA splicing, via spliceosome.
GUCGCCAUCUUAUCAUAGAUUGUUGUUCUUUUUCCUUUUUUUACCCAAAAUUCAAAAAAUAUAUUUUACAUACUACAAUUUGUAGCAAAAUAGGCUUCGUUUUUACUGAUUUGAUUUUCUGCAUGAAAAUAUUGUUUUAAGAAUAGAUAUAUUUUCGCUAAGUUCUCUAGGGCAAGAGUUGUUUAUCCCGUAUGUGUAUCUGUUCUGUAUUUUCAGCUUGUUUUGUCAAGAGAAGCAAGCAGCCAAUGAAUGAUUGCCUCAUGGCUACUAUUAAUGACAUAAAUUGAAGUUUGAGUUGGCCCAUGGAUGUAAAACAAAAAAAACAAAAAAUACUUUGAUUAAGAAAACAAACAUAAUUGAUACAUCAACAAUAGAUAAUAUCAAAACAAACAAAUUUCUUUCAAAUUCUACGAAUUUUGUGAUUGAUUCAUUUUUAGGGAUAAUUUUGGGUCAACUGGGCCCCAUCAUGCAUUAAACACUAAGCAAGAAGAAUAUUAUCAAAACACUAAAUUUUCUAAAUAAAGAUGCGAACAAUAGGACUGAACAUUUCAUUUAAAUACAACUAAACACCUUGCCCUGUCUGCUCUCUAUUUUCAGCUUGUAUUGUCUCGGAAGAUCAGGUUAAACAGAAUCAGAUUUACCUAAGAAAACCAUCGUGUAAUCAUAUCGCCAUUUUUUAAUGUUUGUAUUUUGCCGAGAGUUCACAAAAAGAUUUGAUGGUGUUAAAUAAUUAAGAUCAGUUUGUUAGGGAUUUGUUCAAAAUUGUCUGUGAUUGAUGAUCUCUUGAAUUUGUAUGGAUAUUUUACUUUCGUUUAUCUACUUUCAAUUUUCAUUUGAUACUUGUCAUGGGCCUUAUUCACGAUUAAUACUUAAACUUAAAGGUUUUAAGAAUUCAGCAUUUUCAUUGGCUGAAAAUUAAUAUCAUAUUAGUAUGCCUUUAACCAGUGAAAAUACAUUGUUCUUAAAAUACUUAAGUUUUAAGAUUUCAUCACUCUUAAAGCCCCUGACUUUUAAUCAAGUGCUGCUAUAAAUUUGGUGAGCGUUGCGUAUUGUUAUCAAGCUGUGUUGACAUGUCGUUCUGAAACAGACGGCUAAUGCAGUCAGGGUGUCGGUUAUUAGAUAUCAAAGUCAUUGUAUUUGAUCCACGUCUGCGUUAAUUGUUUGAUUGCCUCUUACCAGUGUUUUGUUGCGUAAUUUGUUAAUAUCCAAUGACUUUGCCAUAAAUAUUUUCAUCUAGUUUCAGGUUUUGUUUUAUAUUGCAGAAAAAGACAUCAAAUAUUUUAUCCCUUGAAUUGGAGAGUUUUAGGAAUUACAUAUUUAGAGUGAAUACCUACAUGUAGCCUAUAGAAAUCCUAAUAGUAGCAUUCCAUUAUAUAUAUUAUAUCUUAAUCUCAUUUUUUGCGUUGGGGUGCAGGAUUGUGUAUUUAAUCAGAUUUGUUUAUGCAAUGGUUGGAUACGACAUGUAGAAUUGACAAAAAAAAUCAAAAGUGACAAGCAUAAAUUGAAAUACGGUACAAAAGUAAAUAUAUACCCUUUUAUUACACUACUUAAUGCAGGAAAUCUGCACACGAGAACUAGACAAAACAAACUAUAGUAAUGAAAUGAGUCAAAAUCUAUCUGGAAUUAUUUGAUAGCCGACUUCAGCGAUUCACUGAAUAUAAAAGUUUGAAUAAACAAUCUAGGUAUUUGAACUAGUCUUAACUAAGACCAUUCGUAUGAUUGAAGUACCUUUUUGAAUUCCUUUGCUUGUUGUUCAAUUCUGGGGAUUUUGUUUUCAAUUCUUCGUCCUUAUAAGUUGUUUAAACUAUCUAUUGUUCAAAUAUGAAGCCAAUCUGAUUAAAACAAAGAUCCUAUUUCGUUGCGUUUUUUUUUUUUAUAGUUCAAAUUUUCGAUGUAUUUGCCGUCACUACAAUAGAAUCUGGAAGAGUUGUUAUAUAACCUACGUUCUGGUUGAUGUGAGGGAUUAGCCAAUGAAACAGUCUGUUGUAGCAAGUUCUUGGCGUGCUACACAUAAGACUGUGGGUAUCCUACUAGAAACAUCAAUGCAUAUUGGUUAAUCAAAUCUCUGACGCAACCUUACACUACAACCGGUCAGAUCUUCAUGUAGUAGAAGCCAUCGAAAGUAUAAAAAAACGAAAUGAAAUCUAGAUCUGUAACUAUUAUAAUCAGAUAGAUAUUAGUCUUAUAAUCUGUUCAAUAUCCUGGGAAAAGGUACUCUUAUUAUUGAAUGUAUGAUUGUAGGGAAUUAUCAACCUUAUUGUAGGGAAUUUAUCAACCUUACAAUUGUUUUAAGACCUACUACAUUCAUUGUUUAGUUAGAAAAUGGUGUAAUUGACUUGUUGAGAUAUGUUUUCUUGUUUUUAGAUCUUUUUUUUUCAGGUUUCGAGAAAAAAAUAUAUAUUUUUUUUUGGUUUUAAGAAAAACACAAGCUAUCAUGUCAGAACAUAUCAAUAAUGUUGUUCUUUUUUCUUCUUCUUUCUGUGUUUUUCAUAUGAAUUGGUUAAAGCAGUGCUAAUAUGUAACCAGCCUGCCCUUUAAGAUGGCUUCUUAUAAAAUUACAGCCCAAGUAGGGCUUAACAGGGGCCAUAAAACAACCAAACAGGGCGGAAGAUUACAUCGGAGAAGUACCCAGUCAAGCGGAUCAGUAUGGUAUGUUACUAGAGGGACCUGGCGCCAAGCGAGACACAAAGCCCUUCAGUCUACCACGCCUCAGUUCAUCGCAACAAGAAUUAAUUCAGAAAGCCAAGAAAUAUGCCAUGGAACAGAGUAUUAAAAGUGUUUUAGUGAAACAGACUAUAGCACAUCAGCACCAGCAAAUGCAGAAUUUCCAGACAACAGUUCAAAGACAGCAAGCUCUGGCUUUAAUGUGCAGGAUUUAUAUCGGCAGUAUUAAUUUUGAAAUUAAGGAAGACACAAUUAAACAGGCCUUCUCGCCUUUUGGUCCGAUUAAAAGUGUCAAUCUGUCGUGGGACCCGAUUACAAACAAACACAAGGGCUUCUCCUUUAUUGAAUAUGAAAUCCCAGAAGCAGCUCAAUUGGCGCUAGAACAGAUGAAUGGUGUUAUGAUCGGUGGACGAAAUAUUAAAGUUGGUCGUCCUAGCAACAUGCCCCAAGCUCAACCAAUCAUAGAACAGCUUGCAGAAGAAUCCAAAUCGUACAAUCGUAUUUAUAUUGCAUCAAUUCAUCAUGAUUUAUCGGAAGUUGACAUUAAAAGUGUUUUUGAAGCUUUUGGUACCAUUAUAACUGUUAAUAUACCUUUAGAUCCAACAAAACCAGGCAAACACAAGGGUUUUGGUUUCAUUGAAUAUUCAACUCAACAGGCAGCUGCUGACGCUGUCGCUUCCAUGAAUCUGUUUGAUUUAGGAGGACAAUAUCUUCGUGUUGGCAAGGCGAUAACACCACCUGAUGCUUUAGACGUACCCAUCGGACCUGGUAGCAUGCCUACAGCUGCAGCCGUAGCAGCAGCUGCUGUAACAGCCAAAAUAACAGCCAUGGAUGUACAACAACAGAUCAGUCAAGUUACAGGUUUACCUAUUCCAGCAUCCACCAGUCCAGCCGCAGGUGCCACCUCUAAGUUCCAACAAGUGGCUCCACCAGACGCUAUUCCUCCACCAUCUGUCCUCGUGCCUACACAGAUCGGACAACCAGGAGUUGCCGUCGUGCCAACGUUGGGUAUGGGUAUGCCAGCUCCUGUCAGUAUGCCCGGUAUGAUGUCGAUGCCCGGAAUGGGUGGUAUGCCCAAUAUGCCAAUGUCUCUACACAAUGUCCCACUACCUCCCAUGCCUCCACCAAGUCAAGACAGUCCUUUUGCUCGGGAGAAAUCUGAAGAGAAUGACAAGAAGAAGAAAGAUGAGAGUGACUUACCACAGACGUUAGAUCAACAAGAAAAUAUGAAAAUCAGUGGAACAAACGCACGUCAUAUGGUCAUGCAAAAACUCAUGAGAAACUCUGAGUGUCGUGUAAUGGUGUUACGUAAUAUGGUUGGACCUGAAGAUUUAGAUGAUGAGUUAGAAACAGAAGUUACGGACGAAUGUGGUAAAUUUGGAAUCGUAAAUCGUGUUAUUAUUUAUCAAGAAAAACAGAGUGAAGACGACGAUGCAGAAAUUAUCGUAAAAAUAUUUGUUGAAUUUACGCAACAAGAAGAGGUAGAAAGAGGUAUCGCAGCUUUAAACGGAAGAUUCUUCGGUGGACGGAGAGUUCGAGCCGAAAAAUAUGACAUGGAUAUGUACGAAGGAAGUGAUUUGUCCGGUUGAAUGAUUUAAUUUAUCGGGACAAGAAAAAAAAACAUGACGUUGUUAUUUGUUAUCUAUUUCGUUGUUAAUAUUCUGUGGAUUAUACGAUACAAGAUACAGCAGCCGUUUUAUAACAAGUCAAAGAAUUACGAUGAUUUAAAAUAGUGUAGAAAUAAAUGCUGAAAUUGCUAAUGAACGAAAAAUCGCUUAAAUUUCAUGAUGUGACUGGUAGAUAUUACGUAUUUCGUUGUUAACAUUCUGUGGAUUAUAUGAUACACACUAGAUACAGCAGUCGUUUUAUAACAAGUAAAAGAAUUACGAUGAUUUAAAAUAGCGUAGAAAUAAAUGCUGAAAUUGCUAAUGAAUUGGAAAUCGCUUAAAGUCCAUGAUGUAUGUGAUUGACGGAUAUUACGUGUUUUUAUCGCAGAAAUUUGAAAGUUUUAAAAGAUCACAGAAUUUGCUAAGAAGUGGUGAUUUAAAAGCUUAAAAUUGUGUAGAAAUUAAUGCUGAAAUUGCUAAUGAAUGGAAAUCGCUUAAAUUUCAUGAUGGAUGUUAAGUGACAGAAAUAUGAAAGUUUUAUAUAAAAGUGAUAUAAUAAUACCGGUACACCCCUGAACACACUGAAACACUUUGAAACUAGUGUUUGUUAGAUCGCCCCAAACCGUCCAUGAUACAUGUGUAUUAAUAUCUGUACGCCCCUGAACACACUGAAACACGUUGAAACUAGUGUUUGUUAGACCGCCCCAAACCGUCCGAGAUACAUGUAUGUGAAUAGCCGUCCAUAUUCCACGUGUAAGACCAUUUUGCGUGUGCCACGGCUGUGCACGUGAUUUUAUAUGGAAGCUAUCAAUAAGGUACCAGUUCGUUCUUCAAGAUACUGUAGUAAAUACUAUUAAAAAUCUUUUGAAUCUUUAUUAUUAGUUUAAUCUUUUCAAUCUUUAUUAUUCGUUUAAUCUUUUCAAUCUUUAUUAUUAUUUGAAUAUUAGUUUAAUCUUUUCAAUCUUUAUUAGUUUAAUCUUUUCAAUCUUUAUUAUUUUAUUACUCCUGUUACAGUAAAUACUAAUCAACACUAAUACAAGAUAGAUUAACACUAAUACAUGUACAUGGCUCAAAAUGUUUGCCUAUAUACUUGUGGCCGACAGGUGAUUUUUAAGUCUUAACAGGUAAAAAAACUACCUGUCAACAGGUUGUCUCAGUUAUACUUGAUGUAGGGUAAAUUGAUUUCAGAUCAGAAUACUCAAGUAUCAUGUCACAUAUAUUUAAUUAUUCCUUUGCAAAUGUAAGAAUUAACCAUGGAAAUACCGCUAAAAGACGAAAUUUUCAUUAUUUAUACUUAGCUUUUUUGUAAGGUACAGUUUGAUUAUCCAAUUCACGGAUAAUUGAUUGGAACGGAUGGAAGACAUGAAAAUAAAUUACAGCCGCAACGACAAAAAUUAUAUCCAGAUGUAAAAUUUGAUCACCAAAAUAUUAUUUUUAUCACAGUUUGACAGGGUGAACGUUGCAUGUGAUAGAGCGGUUUGGGGUGGUCUAUGACCCCUAGUUUAUAGGACGGUCUACAUGUAAGUGCUAAGGGGUUUAUGAGAAUAUCACUAGUGGUGUGAAAGGAUACAAUUUGGUUGAUGGUUUCCUAUAUACAGUGAAAUCUGUCACAUCCGACAUCUGAAUACUACGACAUUCUGUGAAAUUGUAAGGAUCCUGUACGGUGUCAGAUUUGACAGUCAGUACGAUGUCAGAUUUGACAGAGGUCCACUGUACAUAUAUGUAAGGCCAAACCAAUUUGAUUUUCUGUGAAUUAUGUAAAAAAUGUUUUGUAUAAAAUUUUAAAACUGACUAAUUUCGUAGUUAAAGCUUUUGAACAAUGCAACUAAGUACAUGUUAUGUACCUUUGGAAUUUAAAGCAGUUUUCUUCCGGAAGAAAUAAGGAAAAUAUUUAACUGGUGUUCACAAAGAAAUAAGGAAAAUAUUUACAGGUGUUCACAAAGAACAGAAAAUCAAAUUGCAGUGGCCUAAUUUAUAGUGCUAAAACAGGCCUGGUAAUAUGGCACCUGUCACGGACAUUGACAGGUACACUAUCCAUACAGUGCCUGUCAUUAUGUCAAUCAUAGACUUGUGUUUUUAUUGAUGUCAGUUACAAAGUUCAUCACUGUCUGACACAUUGUCAGGUAUAACUAAAUGCAAUAUUGUCAGGCCUGUGCUCAACAUGUAAAUAAUACUAUUAAAGAUUCAUCAUGUAAGAUUUAGAUAAAGAGCUGGUGGUUCUUGCUAUAAUAGUUAUAUUAAAGAUGCAUUAUGUAAGAUUUAUAUAAAGAACUGACAUUUCUCGCUAUAAUACAUAGUUAAGAUAUAGAUUAUGAAAAAGGGAAUUUAAAAAUUUCUGUCAAACUUCUUCAUUUUUAGGCCAAAAUAAAGAUCUGCAAAAGGCAGAUUUAGCUCUAACAUAAUCCUUCUUUAAUUUUCAUACAAUUCAUAAAUCAUUUCAUUCUCACCUUGCUUUUAUGUAAAAAAAAUAAAACUGUUAUAACUUGAUAUCGCAGUACAAUGGUAUCACAUUAAAGAUAUAUUUCCUGGACAGUUGAAAUUAAGAAUAUAAGAAUAGGCUGUAGCAAUUUAAUUCAAAUACAGAUCUGUAUUUUGUUCUGUUUUUUUCGAUGGCCUACAUUACAUGAAGAUCUGACAAGUUGUAAUGGAAGGUCGCGUCAGAUGUCAUACGAGCGGCCUUUGACCUUAUAACAUCAGACAUUGAUUAUUUAAUCAGUGUUGACGUUUCUAGUUGUUUACCCAAAGUUCAGUGCACAGAACUCGCUGUAACAGACUUUUUCAUUUGCUAAUCCCUCACUCCAUCCAGGAUGCAGGUUAUAUAACAACUCUUCCAGAUCCUGGUGUAGUAAAGACAAGUAAAAUGAAAUUUUGAACUUCAUGUAUAAAAAACAAAACAAAAUAGGAUCUGUGUUUUAAUGAGAUUGCGGCCGUAGCGCAGCUGUCCAAGCAAAAUUUCCCUCAUAGCACACCAUAUGCUGUAUACGUGUCUACAUUAACCCAGUCAUUGCUGAAAAGUAGGACGUUGCUCUUCAUUUCAUUUCAUUUACCCGAUGUAUUAAUUAAUACAAGAGCCAUAGUGUUUCAGUUUUGGCUACCUAUUAACAGUAAAGUGAAUUUUAAAUCAUUCAUGAUGUAUGUAAUAUAAAUAUCUGUGUUUAUCAAUUGUGUAGUAAAACAGAUUGUACAGCAAAUAAAAUAUUGUUAUCAUA